UGAGGACAUAUAGGAAUGGGACAUCAUUGCUGCAGCAAACAGAAAGUUAAAAGAGGUCUUUGGUCUCCAGAAGAAGAUGAAAAACUCAUUAGACAUAUUACCACUCAUGGCCAUGGAUGUUGGAGUUCUGUUCCUAAACUAGCAGGAUUACAAAGAUGUGGAAAGAGUUGUAGAUUGAGAUGGAUAAAUUACUUGAGGCCAGAUUUAAGAAGGGGUUCUUUUACUGAACAAGAAGAAAGAACAAUCAUUGAUGUUCAUAGAAUUUUGGGAAAUAGAUGGGCACAAAUAGCCAAACAUUUACCGGGUAGGACAGACAAUGAAGUGAAGAAUUUUUGGAAUUCUUGCAUUAAGAAGAAACUCAUUGCUCAAGGGUUAGAUCCAAAUACUCACAAUCUCCUCAAGAACAAAUCCAACAAUUCAACCAAAAAAUCCAACAAUUACACUUAUCAUAAUCAAGAUUCCACCUCAACUUUCACUAUUGAUACUUCAACAAAUAAAGAAAUAAUUUCAAUGGAUUUGAAAUCAACUCUUGCAACCUUACCUACUAAUUUUCCGCAUAGUGAUAAUAUUACAUACAAUUACACUCCUAUUGUUCCUAACAUUGAAUACCAAAAUCCUACUUUCGUGUGGAGCGAGCAGAGAAAUCAAAGUACAGUAAUUACUACUCUUCAAUCUCAAACAAGUGAUCAGAGAAAUCUCAAUACUACUCGAGAUUCCAUGUUGGAUUUCGCGAGUUGUUCUUUAAUGGAAAGCGCGACAAAUAUUAAUGUGUCAUCUUAUAUAAAUGAGAAUAGCAUGUGGCAUGGGACUGGACUUGAACCAACAACCUUAAAUCCUGUCAAUGGACAAGAAGAAGAAAUGCAAGUAGGGGAUCAACAAUUUCCAAUUAUUCAGACUAAGUUUUGUGAUGAUAAAGAGGAUGUAUACAAGGUUAAUGAUCAUGAUCAAACGGUGGAAAAUGCGUUCGACGUUAACUCUAACUUUGAUUUUGAGUUUAUGAAUUCUACAUUCGUACCUUGCGGAUUGUACUCUAAUGUAAAUUCUAUGGAUCAACUUUCAUGGGAUUGUUAGUUGUUGUUUUUUUCUAGUUUCCUAGUAUAUGUUUCUUGCAUGUUUAUUUUGCAUUACACCUUGUUGGGAGAAAAAAAGAAAUGGUAGUUGUAGCUUUAUGUCAAAAAUCAUGAUUAUUUUGAAAAGAUUCAAUUCAUGUUUAAC
This is a messenger RNA of Solanum dulcamara, 1215 nucleotides long. Its product is annotated as transcription factor MYB86-like. The record is from RefSeq and is a predicted model, not a curated record. Bases 16 to 1071 code for a protein of 351 amino acids. Lineage: Eukaryota; Viridiplantae; Streptophyta; Magnoliopsida; Solanales; Solanaceae. The transcript is spliced from 2 exons.